GCGGGACUGCCGUCGGCUUUUCAGUGUCCGGGUACGCGUCGAGUACCCCGCGCUCGGGACCCAGAAUAAAGUGUGGGACCCGGAGAAGGAAGGGCGUGGAUGUUCGGGUCCCGGAGGGAACCUUGAGUGUAGCAUCCAAGAUGAAUGACAGCCUAUUUGUCAGUUUGGACAGGCUUUUGCUAGAAUUUGUUUUCCAGUAUGAGCAAGAUAUAAGUACUAAAGAAGAUAUGAUUCAACGGAUUAACAAAUGCUUUGAAGAUAUUAAAGAAAACAAGGCAGCUAUUUGUAAGAUACAUGAAACUAUAAAUACGACAGAUGAGGAAAUUGGUCAUUACUGUAAACAUAGUGAGGAGAUCAAAGACAACUGUAGUAACUGGAAGCCAACAUGUGAUGUUUUUCAUAAACAUGAAGACUAUAUGCAGGACCAAUUUACUGUUUAUCAAGAAACUAGUGAAAAAGACAAAAAAAUGUAUCAUGAUUAUGUAUGUCAGUAUAAAGAUGUUUUGAAGCAAUAUCAACUAAAAUACUCAGAAACACCUCUUUCACAUGUAUAUUAUGAGAAGAAAAAAGAACAUGAAGAAAUUCAAAAUAGAGUGUUGGCAUGUACUGAACAACUAAAAAUGAAUGAAGCUAUCUUUAUGGAACUUCUAGUACCUGCUCCUUUUCCAUCACUUACUAAAUGGACAUUACAUAUGGUUAAUGUGAGAUGUAAAACACAAAAUAUUCUUAAACAUGCCAGAAGUUUUUCCAAAAGUUCGUCUGAAUUGAAGAAAGAAGUAGAUGAAGUGGAAAUAGAAAUUAAUUAUUUAAACCAGCAGAUUGCAAGACUUCAUGAAACUAAGAAUCUUGCAGAAAUUCUGGAAGAAAAAAAUAAAAAUAAGGAAAAGAGAAAGGAAUUGAAAGAAAGAAUUUUUGAAAAAGAUGAACAACAUGUACUUAUAUUGAAUAAAGCCCCUCAAAACAGUCGAUUAUUUCUUCCAUAUGAAUCUGAGAAAGUCAGACCAAUGAAAAUGCAUUCUUCAGAGGCAAGAGUUGUAGAUAAAAAAGAAGAAAGUUCUGUGAAACAGUCAAAGCUUGCCAAUAUUGACUUUAGGCAGAAAGGAAACAACAUGCAGGUACUUAAUGACUCUACUGUGAGUAAACAUUCAAAAUGCUCAAAUGCCGUGGCUAUUAAAAAUUCACAAAAUACGAUGCAUUUCAGAUUGUUAACCCCACAGGAACAAUCAAAUUGCAAUCAAUGGUUUGAAAAAGGGGAUACAGAUGCUGAGUGUGAAGAUAAAGGGACGGUAAGACCAUUGAGAGAAUUAAAAUGUACUUCACAAGUUAUAUGCGCAGAACGUUUUGGGAAGCCAAUAGAAGAUAAUAGUGAUGAAGUAGAAGAAAGGACUGAGAAUUUUCCACGAACUCCUGAAAUUCCUUUAUUUUUAAGAACUCCUGAAGCUGUGAAAACACCUGAACCUUUGGAGAAAUCAUUGUUUCCUAAAACCCCCUCUUUUGAAAUAAAUAGAAAUAUAAUGCCUGAAGGUCAAACACAAAAGGAAUCCCCUGGAUUUUCUUUUCUUAUGAAUUAUACUUCUAGAUCUCCUGGAUUGAAUCUAUUUGAUUCUACAUUUGAUUCAGAAAUCUCAUCAGAUCAGUUUAAUGAACAUUAUUCUGCGGGAAAUUUAAAUCCUCUUUCGUCACAACAAGAAAUUGGAAACUUAUUUGGGAAACCAGAAGGAGAAGAUGCCUUUACAUUUUCUUUUUCAUCAGACUCUUCAACUCAUACAUUUGGAACUGGAAAAGAUGAUUUUAGUUUUCCAUUUUCAUUUGAACAGGAUCAAAACUCAGCACCUUCUUCUGUAAAAGGUUUUUCAUCUUCCUCACAAAAUACAACGCAAUUUACCUUUUUUUGAACUAAUUACUAAUUUCUUGAAUUAUUUAACUGCUCUGUAACCAUCUAGGGCAUAAAUUUACAUUAUUACUUUAAAAAUGAAGACUACUUUAUUUUGUUGGUUAAAGCAAUAAUAAAUAGGUUAGCAUAGUUACAUUAUUUGAUUAUAUAUUUAAAUAUUGAUGGAAAUUAAGCCUAUGUCAUCUAAUUUUAUUUUAUUUGCAGCAUUUGCUAUCAUUAUUUUGGUUUUGAUUUUGCAAGCCAUAUUUAGGCAGAAUUAAUAGAAUUUGAUACUUUUCCAUUAAUAUUUACUAUAAAUAUUAAACCUGCUUCUCCCCAGAACCUAAGUUUCAUUCUUGUAGUAAUUUAGGUGCUUUGAUAAGAAUGAAAACUUCAGGCCAUCAGAAGAUGGCAGUAACUAUGCAGAAUUAAUCCUGAGGUAUACUUUGUACCUUAGCUACUAAAAAAUGCUCUUAAAAUUACUGUGCUUCACUAUAAAGAGUGGUGGUACUUCAAAAAAAAGUGUGGUACAUCAGUGAUAAUCUCACAUAAUUUAUUUUAUUGAUAGUGAAUUAAAUCUGUUAUUUUUUUGAAUACAACAAAUAAUAAAAUUCUAAUUUUAUCAGUUAUUCUAAUAUCUUUAAUGGAAAGAAAUUAAUGUGAAGGGCUAGAGUAAUUUCUGAGAAUUAGAUUGUUGUAUUAAUGAUGAUACUGUUAUAUUUUUUGCUUAAACUUUUUUGAAAAACAUUUAAAAUUUUGUUUUCUGUCUCUAACAAAAAAACUCACCUUUAUGUUUUAUAUGCAGUAUUUGCUUGUCAAUUAUAUAGAUAA
Molecule: messenger RNA, 2704 nt
Organism: Prionailurus viverrinus (fishing cat)
Lineage: Eukaryota; Metazoa; Chordata; Mammalia; Carnivora; Felidae
Gene: CB3H14orf39
Product: chromosome B3 C14orf39 homolog
Exons: 18
Coding region: 141-1895 (584 amino acids)
Biological process (GO): meiotic DNA double-strand break processing involved in reciprocal meiotic recombination; spermatogenesis; oogenesis
Cellular component (GO): central element
Source: RefSeq, a predicted model, not a curated record